UGCUAGAUAAUGACUGUUCUCUAGGCUGCAAUUUUUCAAAGAACCUUUUGUGUCGCAAAGAACGACGGGAACGACAAGUGGAAGAUCUGUAUCUUGAUUGUAAUUAGGAUUUCGAUUGACUUUAUCCGAUAUAACGGCCUCUUUUGUUUGUUUUUCGCGUCUCGCAUGUACAAUACCCGAGUUCAGUUCGAUGCCGUCGUUUCCUACGUUCUAAAAGUUUCGAACUCGCGCGUAAACCUGGUGGCCCAACGAAAUUUGUUUUUUUUUUCGCGCUAGACUGGACACCGCGUAUAUCCUCGUGUCGAAUUAGAAAUUUAAAUAUACUCCAAUCACUUAAGUGCAUUUUAGGUUUCCGAUAACGAUUUACUCGGGGAAAUUCAUUCAAAUUCGAUGCAGGAAAUGUAAUAAAACUCGAAUGGCACCAAGCGGUGAUUAUUCGAGUUCCGAGAAUGGUUGGGUUGGUGAAAUGGUCAUGGGUCCUUUUGGUUCAUCUGUUAGGAAGUGGAAAGUGUUCUGAAAGCAGUAACUUCAUAGUUUCAUCGAAAGGAAACCUGAAAGUCUACUGGAACAUUCCGACAUUCCAAUGCAAAUCUUAUGGGAUGAAUUUCACAGAAAUUGCAGAUAAGUAUGGCAUUAUCCAGAAUCCCAACGACGACUUCAGGGGCUCCAACAUAACGAUUCUUUAUGAUCCCGGGUACUUUCCCGCCAUCCUAAACGAGAGCGGUAAGAUCAUAGACAGGAACGGGGGAAUACCGCAAGAUGGCAACUUACAAACGCACCUGAAGCUAUUUCAAGAUUCCGUUAACGAACAGAUACCCGAAGAAAACUUCUCAGGUUUGGCCAUUAUCGAUUUCGAAAGUUGGAGACCCACCUUCAGACAGAAUUUUGGAGUUCUACAGGUUUAUAAAAACAGGUCUAUAGAACGAGAGGAGCGUCUGCAUCCGUUUUGGCCAAGCGCUUUCACGGAAAAGGAGGCUCAGAAAAAGUUUGAAUUCUAUGGCAAGAUGUUCAUGGAAGAAACGCUCUCUCUAGGUCAGAAAAUGCGGCCUAAAGCGAAAUGGGGUUACUACGCUUACCCGUAUUGCUUCAACAAGUCCCCCAACAACAAAGCUAAAAACUGCCCCAAAGAAGUUCAAGGGGAAAAUGACAAGCUCUUCUGGCUGUUCAGUGAAAGUGCUCUACUCUUACCCUCACUUUACCUACAGAAUGAUUUAACCAAAAAAGAUAGAGUUGAACUCAUUGAGGGGAGAGUCAACGAGGCUUCCAGAAUAGCCGAUUACAUUCAACAAAGACUGAAGAGGCCAGCCAUCGUGCCAUAUUUCUGGUAUAAAUACCAAGACACCCGUGAAUUCUUGAGAAAAGAUGAUCUGAGAAACGCCUUCUUGAUGUUGUCUAGUCUAAGGGUAGACGGAGUCAUCAUUUGGGGCAGCAGUAACGAUGUCAACACAAAAAAGAAAUGUUCUCUCCUGUAUAGUUAUCUCAAUGAUAUUUUAGGACCUAUUUUAAUAAAUACUACUUAAGAA
Harmonia axyridis is the source of this 1523-nucleotide messenger RNA. RefSeq names its product hyaluronidase-like. Gene Ontology annotation, molecular function: hyalurononglucosaminidase activity. Bases 450 to 1520 code for a protein of 356 amino acids. The record is from RefSeq and is a predicted model, not a curated record. NCBI's taxonomy places the organism in Eukaryota, Metazoa, Arthropoda, Insecta, Coleoptera, Coccinellidae. Gene Ontology annotation, biological process: defense response; carbohydrate metabolic process; hyaluronan catabolic process. The transcript has 5 exons.